GAGCCAUAAUCGUAAAUAAAUUGGGUACCAUCUAAUCGAAGGCGGUGGUAGACAAAUAUGUAUAAAAGGUAGCCUAAAGCAAAGCAAGCGUAGGAAAUAGUAGUACACAUUAUUAAGCAGGAAGUACAAAGUGGUAAGGCAUGGACGAUGAGAGCUUCAGAGCCCGUGUACACAAAGUUUUCGGCUGUCUAUCGCCGUCGGCAUCGGUGUGGUCUCUCAGCGACGACGAUGUGGAGAAGAAAGAGUGGAAUCGAAGCGCACUGAAGCAAGGGAAAGAUGAUGAUGACCAUAACCUUUGUUCUUCAUCGUAUGAUGAAUUAUUCAAACAAAAACGCAGGAACAUCCAAAAUGUUAUCAAUGAUGAUGAAAAUCGUGUUGAUGAUGUUUGGGAAAUCAGAUCCUCUAUUGGCUUAGAUUCCACGCUUGAUAAUGAGGAGGAGGAAGAUGAAUAUGAUAGAGUGGCCGAGGGCAGAGUGGAUGCUGGUGAUCGCUUGUACAUGAAAAGUAUUAUUGAUCAGGAAACAUCUUGUGAUCCUCCGGGACAUAACAUCCGUAGAGACCCACGUGCAAAUCAUAUGGCUGCACAAGUUAGGCUGAAGGAAGAUGCAGAUGCAGCGGAGAAAUGUGAAACUGAUUUUGAUGGUAUCACUCUAAGUGGUGGGCAACAUUCAGCUAAAUCACUUCAGGAUCAGUGUAACGUGAAGCCAAUUUUGAAAAAAGCAAGGAAAUCAGUGAAUGGUGAGCUCAAGUCUACUAAACGGGUCAGGUUUGAUCCUGGUUGUAAAGAUGAAUCUGAUGGGGCAUCAGAACUAAAAGUUUCUUGGGCAGCUCCUGCAUCAGCUAACUCUACUUUUGAAGACAAUGAAUCCAUUAGCAGUAGGCUGAAGGUUCCUGAUUAUGUUCUCAACCCUUCAAAGUAUACAUGUUAUAGUUUGGAUUCACCUAGUGAGCUUAUUGAUGAGCCUAGUCAAGCUUUCGGAUAUGUUCUCGAGGAGGUUGAGAAGUCAAAGGAUGAUGUAUUGGAACAAGAAACUAUAGACAUGUCAGAUACUAAUCCUAAAUCAGUAGUUUUUGUACCUAGGCAGAAGAACACGGAUGCUAUAGGAGCAACGGGUGCAACUGUGUCAAAGGGAAUGAUUGAAGAUGCUUGUAAUGAAUCCUUGCACCCAAAGGGCUUCCCUGUUUGCAUUGCUGCUGGAGAAGCUCAACAAACUGAAGAUCCAAUGGAAGAAGAUAUGGAAGCACGUGUGGCUGAGAAUAACAUUGUGCCCCUAAAUCCAGAACGUCGAUAUCGAAUCAAGGCAGGGAUGGAGGACACUCGAUCUUCUGUUUACUUGAAGCUAGUAUCUGUGUUAAUUGUUGAAUCAAGGCCGGGAUGGAGGACACUCGAUCUUCUGUUUACUUGAAGCUAGUAUCUGUGUUAAUUGUUGAAUCAAGGCCGGGAUGGAGGACACUCGAUCUUCUGUUUACUUGAAGCUAGUAUCUGUGUUAAUUGUUGAAUCAAGGCCGGGAUGGAGGACACUCGAUCUUCUGUUUACUUGAAGCUAGUAUCUGUGUUAAUUGUUGAAUCAAGGCCGGGAUGGAGGACACUCGAUCUUCUGUUUACUUGAAGCUAGUAUCUGUGUUAAUUGUUGAAUCAAGGCCGGGAUGGAGGACACUCGAUCUUCUGUUUACUUGAAGCUAGUAUCUGUGUUAAUUGUUGAAUCAAGGCCGGGAUGGAGGACACUCGAUCUUCUGUUUACUUGAAGCUAGUAUCUGUGUUAAUUGUUGAAUCAAGGCCGGGAUGGAGGACACUCGAUCUUCUGUUUACUUGAAGCUAGUAUCUGUGUUAAUUGUUGAAUCAAGGCCGGGAUGGAGGACACUCGAUCUUCUGUUUACUUGAAGCUAGUAUCUGUGUUAAUUGUUGAAUCAAGGCCGGGAUGGAGGACACUCGAUCUUCUGUUUACUUGAAGCUAGUAUCUGUGUUAAUUGUUGAAUCAAGGCCGGGAUGGAGGACACUCGAUCUUCUGUUUACUUGAAGCUAGUAUCUGUGUUAAUUGUUGAAUCAAGGCCGGGAUGGAGGACACUUGAUCUUAUGUUUACUUGAAGUUAGUAUCUGUGUUAAUUGUUCAUUUAGCAGAAAUAUUAUUUGCAAAUUCUUGUCUUAGCUAACUAUGACCCCAAACUACCAUCCCUCAUGGAAAUUAAAAAAAAAAGAAAAAGAAAAAGAAGAGAAACAACUAUAUAUGUCCCAUCCCAUACACAAGCUUAUAAGCAUGGAUUGUAGUAUUUUUUUCUUCAUGACUCAUCUACUUUUAAGGGCAUUGAACAAUUUGCGAUGAAUAUUUUACUUUCAAUUGUCUA
Solanum tuberosum (potato) is the source of this 2343-nucleotide messenger RNA. RefSeq lists its product as uncharacterized. The record is from RefSeq and is a predicted model, not a curated record. The transcript is spliced from 3 exons. Bases 141 to 1406 code for a protein of 421 amino acids. Lineage: Eukaryota; Viridiplantae; Streptophyta; Magnoliopsida; Solanales; Solanaceae.